AUGAUGGAGCGCCAGGAUAGCGCCGCGUCGCGGUCACGGCGCGCGCCCCCCCAAGCGCCCAACCAUCCUGCACACGCCACUGUUGAUCCACUCGCUACGAAAUACCCCACGCAGGCCGCUGCGCUCUUUCAAACGUUCGUCGACCUGCACUAUGCCGCGUCGUGGCGCGAUAUGCACGUCUUUGAUAUUGUGCGUGACGAGAAUAGCGACACCCAAGUCUUUGGCGCGCACGGCUGGGCGCUCCUCUAUGGCAUCGCACCGAAUUCCGACACCCCCCAAGCCGUGCUCCCCAUGUCCGUCGAGCAGUCGUUCGACACGGCAAUGUUUUCGUCCGUCUUUGCCCACCUUCCCCCGGGCGUUGCGACGACACAUAUUCUCCUCGCAAUGCUCUCGAAUGACUCCACGGUCGUGUACUAUAAGCUGUCGAGUGGCCUGGUCAAGCCUGUGAACUAG
Malassezia japonica is the source of this 453-nucleotide messenger RNA. RefSeq lists its product as uncharacterized. The transcript is spliced from 2 exons. Lineage: Eukaryota; Fungi; Basidiomycota; Malasseziomycetes; Malasseziales; Malasseziaceae. The record is from RefSeq and is a predicted model, not a curated record. Gene Ontology annotation, molecular function: tRNA-intron lyase activity; nucleic acid binding. Gene Ontology annotation, biological process: tRNA-type intron splice site recognition and cleavage; tRNA splicing, via endonucleolytic cleavage and ligation. The coding region runs from base 1 to 453 and encodes 150 amino acids. Gene Ontology annotation, cellular component: tRNA-intron endonuclease complex.